UUCACCCCACACUUUAAAUGAGACAAUAUUCUCAUUGGAAAAAGUAAGUGUCCGUAGAGCAUGACCCUAUGAGAACCCUAGAAAUAGAGAUGCGACAUGCGAAAAUUUAUAAACUCUAGUUUUCUCAUUUUGAUACCGACUAUCUAGCUCCAUCUAAUUACAUUUUAGGUCACACCUAACCUAAGUGUCAUCGUACUCGAUCGCUGUAUUCUGAAUUUCUAACUCAGUAGUAAAAGGUAAAAAAAAAAACAAUAUAUUCAAGCAGUAGGAAAGGAGAGAUUGAGAUGAUAGCAGUAAGAAUGGAGAGAAAGUAGAAAGUGAGAAAAUGUCACAAAGCAACCCCCACCCCCAUACUGCCAUUUUUUCCCCUCGCUGCCCUUUUGGAAACUAUAGGUGAAAAGAAAAGAAAAAAGAAAUGCCGGAAAAGAAAAACAAAAAGAGAUUCGUCAAAAAUUUUCACUGUCAAUCACAGGAUGGAUAUUGAGAGGGCGAAGAGAGUCAACCCGAUCCCUUUUGGCGGUAUUUAUUUGUAAGGCUUCGAUGACUCCACAUAAUCCUCCACCAUUGCAUUUUAUCCAUCUCUCUCUCUCUCUCUCCCUUCCCCAACCUUCUUCUUCUUCUUCUCUCUCUCUCUUCCUUUUCCUCCAUUUUCUUCUUCGUCCGCUGCCUCCUCCUUUCCAUCUUCUUCUCUGUACAAAAAGGACCUCAACCUUUUCGCCUUUCUUAAAUCAUUUCUCCCUCUCUCUCUCUCUCUCUCCUAGGCCUUUUAUCAAACACCUUUCUUGCGCCCCAUUUCUCUCUUUUUCUGCAGUUGCUAGAGAGAGAGAUGGAAAAGGAGAGUCGAGCUCCAGCAGCAUGCAGAUAACCGCCCACAGCAGUACCCAUCUUCUCCAAACACAACCUUUCUUAGCUUUUGUUUUGCUCCCCAUUUUUCUUUGCUGGAGGCAAACAAGGAAGCUUGCCUGACAGGAUCUUGUUCGGCUUUAGAGUGAAGGGAGAAGGAUAGAGAAGGAAGCGCUAGGCUGGAGCUUGUUAAUAACUAGGAUACAAAGCCGGGGAAAAGGGGUCCUCUCUUCCCCACCAUUCCUUCGCUUGCCCUUCUUUCUCUUUCUUUCUCUCCCAGAAGAACAAAAAAAAAAAAAAGGGUUAGUUUUGAAGGGAGAGGAGGUUGGAGACAUUUGGAUUCAAAGUUAUCCUUCUGUCUCCUCUUGCUCUCCACUGUCAUUUCCCCUUUUCCAUUUCCGAGCACUUUUUUCUGUGUUUACGGCCUCUUUCUACCUGUUUCCCUUUGGCUUGGGUUUCUUGGGGAGGUGUCGGGACAAGUGUGGGGGGUGUGAAGCCUAGGUGUUUGAUAAAUUACCUGACUGAAGAAGCGCAUUCACGGAGGAACAGUGAGCAUAGAAUACAUACGCAAAGAUAGAUUAUCAAGUCCGAGAACGAAGAAGGGAAGAGUUCAUGAGUUUUGGAGGGUUCCUUGAGAACAGUAGCCCUGGUGGUGGCGCGAGAAUCGUGGCUGACAUACCGGCCUACGCUACGAACAACACCAUGCCUGCCGGUGCAAUCGUUCAGCCACACCUCCUCUCUCCUAAUUCUUUCUCCAAGUCCAUGUUCAGCUCUCCUGGACUCUCCCUCGCCCUUCAACAACCGAAUAUAGAGGGCGGUCAAGGUGAUAUGGGGAGGAUGAGUGAGAACUACGAGUCAAGCUUGGGGAGGAUGAGAAGCAGAGAAGAGGAGCACGAGAGCAGAUCUGGGAGUGAUAACUUGGAUGGAGGUUCUGGUGAUGACCAGGAUGCUGCUGAACACCCUCCCAAGAAGAAGCGAUACCACCGACACACUCCUCAGCAAAUCCAAGAGCUUGAAUCGCUUUUCAAGGAGUGUCCUCAUCCUGAUGAGAAGCAGAGAUUGGAGCUUAGCAGAAGACUUUCCCUGGAAACCAGGCAGGUCAAGUUCUGGUUUCAAAAUCGUCGAACCCAGAUGAAGACUCAACUGGAACGCCAUGAGAACUCAUUACUCCGGCAAGAAAACGACAAGCUUAGAGCUGAAAAUAUGUCAAUUAGAGAUGCUAUGAGGAACCCAAUGUGCUCCAACUGCGGUGGUCCUGCAAUAAUAGGCGACAUCUCUCUUGAGGAACAGCACCUGAGGAUUGAGAAUGCGAGGCUGAAAGAUGAGCUUGACCGAGUUUGUGCUCUUGCCGGGAAGUUUUUGGGUCGCCCCAUUUCUUCAUUAACAGCUUCAAUGCCGCCCCCUAUGCCAGAUUCAAGUUUGGAGCUUGGAGUUGGGAGCAAUGGGUUCGGUUCAUUGACCACUGUGGCUGCAACAUUACCUGUUGGGCCUGCUGAUCAUUUCGGAACUGUUUCUAAUGCUAUGUCUGUAGUUCCUCAAAAUAGACCGGUGGCCAAUGGAGGAACCGGGCUUGACCGGUCUCUGGAAAGAUCUAUGCUCUUAGAACUUGCUUUGACUGCCAUGGAUGAGUUGGUUAAAAUGGCGCAAACUGAUGAGCCUCUUUGGCUCAAGAGCUUGGAUGGCAGUAGGGAAAUGUUGAACCAGGAAGAGUAUAUGAGAACUUUCACUCCGUGUAUCGGCUUGAAACCAAAUGGGUUCGUUUCUGAAGCUUCUAGGGAGACUGGUAUGGUGAUUAUCAACAGUUUGGCGCUUGUCGAGACUCUGAUGGACUCGAAUCGGUGGGCAGAAAUGUUUCCAUGUAUGAUUGCCAGGACCUCCACCACUGACGUCAUAUCCAAUGGGAUGGGGGGAACUAGAAAUGGCUCACUCCAGUUGAUGCACGCUGAGCUCCAAGUUCUCUCUCCUUUAGUCCCGGUUCGUGAGGUGAAUUUCCUACGGUUCUGCAAACAGCACGCAGAAGGGGUGUGGGCUGUUGUUGAUGUUUCCGUGGACACUAUCCGAGAAACUUCGGGUGCGCCGCCGACAUUUCUCAGCUGCAGGAGGCUUCCUUCUGGCUGUGUGGUGCAAGAUAUGCCUAAUGGCUACUCCAAGGUGACGUGGGUGGAACACGCAGAGUACGAUGAAACUCAAACCCACCAGCUGUACCGGCCGUUGAUCGGCUCCGGCAUGGGCUUCGGUGCGCAAAGAUGGGUUGCCACCCUUCAACGUCAAUGCGAGUGUUUAGCAAUUCUCAUGUCUUCUGCAGUGCCCUCAAGAGACCAUACUGCGGCGAUAACUGCGGGCGGGCGGCGGAGCAUGCUGAAGCUGGCGCAAAGGAUGACCGACAACUUCUGCGCCGGGGUGUGCGCUUCGACGGUGCACAAGUGGAACAAGCUGAACGCCGGGAACGUGGACGAGGACGUGCGGGUGAUGACGAGGAAGAGCGUGGACGACCCAGGGGAGCCGCCGGGGAUCGUCCUGAGCGCGGCGACGUCGGUGUGGCUGCCGGUGUCCCCUCAGCGGCUGUUUGACUUCCUCCGCGACGAGCGGCUGCGGAGCGAGUGGGACAUCUUGUCCAACGGCGGGCCCAUGCAGGAGAUGGCCCACAUCGCCAAGGGCCAGGACCACGGCAACUGCGUCUCCCUCCUCCGCGCUAGCGCGAUGAACGCGAACCAGAGCAGCAUGCUAAUACUGCAGGAGACGUGCAUCGACGCGGCGGGGUCGCUUGUGGUGUACGCGCCCGUCGACAUUCCAGCGAUGCACGUGGUGAUGAACGGUGGCGAUUCGGCCUACGUGGCCCUCCUCCCGUCUGGGUUUGCCAUCGUUCCCGAUGGCCCAGAAGGCGGCGGCGGCAGCGGCGGGUCUCCGUCUGGUGGUGGUGAUGAGGAGAAGGGGGGGCAGAGGGUGAGCGGUUCCCUGCUGACGGUGGCAUUUCAGAUACUGGUGAACAGCCUGCCGACGGCGAAGCUGACGGUGGAGUCGGUGGAGACGGUGAAUAACCUCAUAUCUUGCACCGUCCAGAAGAUCAAGGCGGCACUUCAAUGCGAGAGCUGAUCAUGGGAGAUUUGGGAUUUGUUGUUGUUGGUGGUUGAGGUGGUGGAGUAACUUUUGCAAGUGGUGGUGGUGGUACGGUUACGCGCGGGAUUAUUAAGUGAGGUUUGGGUUUGGGUUUGGGUGGUGGAGUCAAGAACGAACCAACCGCGUUUGGGUAAACUCCUUGCAUGGUGGUAAGGAUUCCAUGAGAGAGUUGUGUCCUUAGCACAAGGCAAGGGUGGUGGUUCGGGUAUUGACUCAGCUCUACCCUCGUUGUUAUAAUGAUAUACUUUUUAAUUAAUUUUGGAGUUAAUUAUGAUAGUAGAAUUUGUAGUUACGUGCAAGCAAAAACUAUUAUAAGGUUUCAACAAUUACCUAUUAUUUAUUUAUUUAAGGUUUCGAUAUUUUGGCAGUCUUAAACUUUUUUUUGUGGGCGAACCCUAAAUCUAUGUCUGGUAGCAAAUAAUAAUAAUAAUUCGAUAGCUGUAUAGGAAUGGCAAUGGGGCAGGUAUUUCGAUACCCAUACUCGUCCGGUUGUAUGUCGGAGGCAGGUCGACCCAAUGUGUACGAGCCGCCGUUCCUAAUUUGCAAUUGGUGUCGGCAAGGCAUGCAUAAAAACGAACGGGGGUAGAUUGGGGCCGCAGGGCAUUAAAUGAGGGCAGUGGGGGCGGAAGGAAGGAAGCGUAACUAUGAAUUAAAUGCGGGAGGUUUGGCGCUAUCCCGUUGUCCCGUGGCGUGGGUACCCGUUCCUAGAGUUGGAUAUUUGGUCCCGGAUUGUUUGGUUUUACUCGAAACCGAAUCGUAUAACUCAGACUUGGAUCGGACUGGGAUCGGAUAGCAAACAAUGCAAUCUCAUAGUCCGGCUUAGAUUUGAGGUAAAAAACCGGUUAAAGACCAGAUAAGAGACCCCCAACACCUAAAAUCAAGAUAAAGUUGGGACAAGAUCGGUUCAAAACCGGACUGUAUCCAAUCCAAUCUUUGGUCCUUAUAUUUCCGAAAAGACCGGACUGAGACCGGUUCAAUUUGGUUCAAUUUAACCGGACCGGACCGUAUAGCCACCCCUACCGUUCCUCAGAGCUCCCAUUUAUGCUAUACAACCUACAACAUUGGCCACACACGUACGGGAUAAUAUUUCUUUUACAAUUUUUACUAUCGACCCUCUUCAGUGUAAAGUAUACUACUAUAGAUACGUAUUGAAGUAUAGUGGUGACUUCUUAUUUCUUAACCAAGGUGACAUUCCAGGGGAACACCUAAUUAAACACUGUCGCUAUUCUAAAGAAUUCGAUUGUUACUUUAGUUGAUAAUUGGUGGUUGUUCUCCACCGAUGACGAACUAAGGAAUUAAGUUAAAACUAUAACUCAGGAGCAGUGCAAAGCAAAGUCUUGUUUAUGGGUAGAAGCGUAAUGGUGGGUAAAGGCGAAAAUAUUAACUUUUUUUUUUAACUUUUACUCGUGUCUUGUAUAUUUUGAUAGAAAUCUUUCCAACUAUAAUGCAAAUAUGAACAAAUAUGUGAAAUACCUCAUAUUUAAAAGGUCAAUCUCACGUCAAGCCUGGCUUUUCUUGAUGGAAGCCCACAUAAGUAAACUAUAAAUUAACAGGAUCUUG
Molecule: messenger RNA, 5520 nt
Organism: Linum trigynum
Lineage: Eukaryota; Viridiplantae; Streptophyta; Magnoliopsida; Malpighiales; Linaceae
Source: the annotation of a GenBank genome assembly